Coffea arabica (coffee) is the source of this 3117-nucleotide messenger RNA. The record is from RefSeq and is a predicted model, not a curated record. Lineage: Eukaryota; Viridiplantae; Streptophyta; Magnoliopsida; Gentianales; Rubiaceae.
UCAGUGCUCAAAGGACUCCCAGCGAUAUUUCUACAGUAUCAGAAUCACCCUCUUUUAAUUUCUCUGACCCCUCUCACUCAGCUUCAUCUUUCAACAUCUCCAGCUCACUAGUUGGAGAUUCUUUUACCUACCAUCAAAAUCUCCAAGCCACUAACUACAUUAGUGGCUCCAAUCUCAUCAAGCACCGCAGCUCAAAUGUUGGCCUUAAGGGUGCACUAGUGAGUGCGGUAGCUCAAGAACUGGUGAAAGAAUUAGCUCUUGCAAACCAGGACCAAGGCCAAUAUGCCCUUCAAUUUCCAACUCGGUUCAGAAUUUUGGAGGAAGAGCUCAAGAUUAUGCAGGUUUUCAUUUCUGAAGCAAGCAAGCUCAAAGAGAAUCGAGAAACAGUCAGGACAGUCUUGCCUGUACUAAGGGAACUAAUUUAUGAAGCAGAUGAUUUGGUUCUCGAUUCCAAGAUUCGAGACGAUUACCGAAAAAUGAAGGGGGCUUCGGGCUUCUUUUUAUAUCUCUCUGAAAUAUAUUUUCGCUAUCAAACAGGAAAGAAGCUGACAGAAAUCAACACCCGAAUUAAACGUACGCGUGAUAACUUGAAGUCUUAUUACACCCCAAGUCAGCGUCCAAGUAGUCAAAAUGGCAAUGACACAGUGAGGCGUUGGACUGCGCCGGUUAUCAACCAAUCUGAAGUCGUCGGCCUAAAAGAAGAUGCGGCGAAAGUAAGGGGCUGGAUUCUUGGUCAGAAUGAACCGCUGCUGCAUCUUGCAAUUGUGGGGCUGGGGGGUUUGGGUAAAACCACCCUUGCAAAAAUGAUCUACAGAGAUGUGAACCUCAAGAGACGCUUCCAGGAGAAAAUUUGGGUUUCAUUUUCUCAACCUGUCAAAGAGGACGAAAUCAUGAAAAGCAUGUUGAAGCAACUCAAUGCAGAUGGCAGCGGAUCCCCUAAAGGCGACAUGCUGAGUACAAUUCAUGGAUUGCUUUCAGACAAAGCAUACCUGAUUGUCCUGGAUGAUGUUUGGAGCACUGAUGAUGGUUGGUGGGAACGGAUCUCUGGUGGGCUACCCGUGAAAGAGGGCCACAACAGCUGCAUUAUCAUCACAUCAAGAAUAAAGACGGUUGUCAAGAAUAUGGGAGUUCAGGAUGCACAAAUUCAUCAACCCAGAUAUCUUAAUGAUGAAGAGAGCUGGAAAUUGUUUUGCAAAGUUGCACGCGUGUCUGAAGUUGAUGAACAAAACACCAAGUUAGUUGAAGAAGGAAAAGAAAUUGUUAAAAAAUGUGGGGGCCUUCCCCUAGCAAUCAAGACCGUCGGUGGUUUACUCUCAUCAGAGGAGAGGUCUUCCAUUAAGUGGAGGAGGAUCCGCGAGACCUUUCAUGAAAAGUUAACGAGUAUGGGAGAUAAUUGUUCGGAGGGUAAUGGGCAUGUGAUUGCCUCUCUGCAGCUAAGCUAUGAUGAGCUCCCUGCUUUCUUGAAGCCAUGCAUAUUGUGCUUCUUAAUUUAUCCUGAGAAUUAUGAAGUGGAUGCUGACCAACUGAUUCGCUUGUGGGUAGGAGAAGGAUUUGUCAGUGGCAAUAGCACAGAAACUGUGACAGAAUCAGCUCUCAAGUGUUUGUCAGAGCUUAUCAGUCGGUGCCUGGUUGAAGUAGCUCAGCGAAGAAAUUAUGAUGGAAGCGUCUAUACCUGCAAGGUGCAUGAUAUGGUUCGAGAUUUGACAAUUAAAAUAGCAAGAGAAGAAGAUUUCUGCAGCUUCGAUGCAAAUAGAAAUCAUAUUGCUGAUGUAGGCUCCCGUCGACUUGGAGUCACCCAAGAGACGAAGUUAUCUGCCCUUCGAGGAAACUCAAAGCUCAGGGCAUUACUUCUAACCACAACCCAUUAUAUCGGUUUCAAUAGGAAAACAGAGUUGGCAAAAAUCAAGUCUCUCAGGGUAUUGGACCUCUCACAUGCCAGACUAGACUACGUUUUUGUGAAGGAUCUUUGGGACUGGAUCACUUCCCUUAAACGCCUAGUUUGUUUGAGCCUCAGAGAUGUUGCACAAUUGCUUGAAGUCCCAAACUCAAUCGGCAAAUUAUUGGGCCUCCAAGUGCUGAUUCUGGGAGAAUGUAAGGAUCUCAAAAAGCUUCCCACAUCAAUCAUUAACCUUCCAAGAUUAAUUAUCUUGGAUGUUGGUAAUUGCCCAAGUCUUCGGUGUCUACCACAAGGGUUUUCGAAACUUUCCAAACUCCAGGAGCUGUAUGGAUUUAAGAUAGCUGGUACUGGGAAAGCUUCUGGUUCCCACCUUGCAGAGCUGAAGGCUGUGACUGAACUUCGUGUCCUGCAGAUAGACAUAACUGAAGACAGCACUAUUGAGGAUCAGGAAUUGGAGAUCUUAGCACAGCUAGAGAAACUAAAGAUUUUGUCGAUCAAUGCAGGUGAUUGCAAAGAUAAGAACAUUUUAAGCAAGUUGAAUAAAUUGUCACCCCCUUCUUCCAUUGAGGAAUUGUAUCUGAAGCAUUAUGUUGGAGAAACUACACCAGGAUGGAUUAAUCCGAAGUCACUUCGACAACUGCAGUAUCUUUGUAUGGAGGACUCUAGAAUAAAUAAGAUGAACCAAGAUUUUUGGGGAGAUGAAGAACAUAAAUGGGAUGUCAAAGGGUUGUGUUUAAAGUUCUGCCAAAGGCUUGAGGUGUCAUGGGAAGAAUUGCAAGCAGUGAUGCCUGAGAUCAGACACCUGGAGGUCAGCCAAUGCAACCUACUGGUCUCAUUUCCUUGUGAUGUUAAGUCUGUGGGGUUCUGGUGCAAGGGCGAAAAGAAAAAAGAUGUGCGUCGGAGGAUGUUUUCAGUCAAGAAGAUUGAAAGCAGCUAGAUGACAUGGUCUGAUCUUUGGAAAGCAUUUUCAAGUUUGAAGUUAUCUGUAUCCUUCUGUUUGGACAAUAUGUUGCGGUAUUUGUUAGUGAUUUGGAGGUGUAUUUGUACUUGCUGAACUUUACUUGUUGGUACUCUUUUCUCUUCCACUUUGAUCAUGUAAGCCUAAUUUGGUGCUUUCAACUCUGUCAUAGCACUAUAAAUGUAAAGGUAGAGAUAUCAACUAUUUCUACUCUCACUCAUCUAUGCACAACAUUUUAAUGUUUUUCUUGUAUUAUCCAAAA